UAUCAAAUGGUCUUCGUGUCUAACGUGGUUGAUGAAAAAUAUAGAUAUAACGUUCAAGUAUGGUACUCCCCUCAAAAGUCUCCGACCCAAUUGUAAUAAACAAUGUUUUUUUGGGGUAAAAUAUAAUAAAUAAUGCCGAAACAAAAUAAACACUAUAACCAAUUAUAUGUACUACAAAAAAAAUAAAAAAUAAAGACCUCACUAAUAAUAAUUACAACGACUGCAAAAUAAUUACAAUAAAAAAUAUGCAAUAAUAAAUAAAGAGCUAGAUUAAUCCAAGUACAAGGACGACAAGUGGUAGACUAAAAACUUGCUAAUAUAAAACAAGGACAGGCCAAGAGAAUCAAACAUCGUUUCACUUGAGUUUCUCUCUGCCAUUGUAAGUGAGAUUAAUGAAAGCAGGACUGCAGAGGCUCAAAAGCAUAGAUCAAAUCAAACUUCGAUUAUCAUCUGUUUAAAUUUCUCCAACAAAUUGAGCUCAAACUUUAAACCUUAUAUAGCCAUAUUUCGACUCAUUUGGAGUUAUAAAAGGAGUUCAUGACAACAGAGAACAAUACAAGUGACCACUCCGCGAUUGAAUCUGAGAAUGAUCAGGAGGAAGAACCUGUGCCGAUAGAAAAUGAUGAUACUAAUGAAAAUAGAGAUGAAGAUGAAUUGUUAUCAUCCUCGAUUCAAGAAAAGGUUAACCAGGCCUCGGAUCCAUUUUCAGUUCAUCGUUGCAUUUAUAGGAUCCCUGCUGUACUACGUAAGCAUAAUGAAAAAGCCUUCGUUCCAAUUGUAGUUUCAAUUGGGCCCCUUCACCAUGGGAACGAAAACCUUCAAGCCAUGGAAGAAGUUAAGCUAUGGUACUUGCAAUGCCUCCUUGACCGAAAACCGACUCCCGAAACAGAUAUGGAGUCUCUUCUCAAAGCCAUUAGACCUAUACAACAAGCUUGUCAAGAGUGUUAUGAAGAAAAAAUUCAUAUCAGCAAUGACGAAUUUCUUGAAAUGAUGGUGAUUGAUGGUUGCUUCAUUAGCGAAUUCUUCCGCAGGUUUGCCAACGAGGUGACCGUCGACAACGAAGAUGGUCUCUUUUCUACAUCAUGGAUGCCUUUAGCAGUCAUAAAUGAUCUGCUUCUACUUGAAAACCAACUUCCUUGGAGAGUUCUUGAUUGUUUAUUUGAGCUUACAUGCGAAUCGGGAACGUCUUCCCUACUAGGGCUUAUUAACAGUACUUUUAAGGCCUACACUGGGGGGCUAUCUCCAAAGCCUAGUGGAACAGUAAAACACAGGCAUUUACUUGACUUCAUACGAAACUCUUUCCUUGGAUCGUACCCGGAAAGCGAGUCAGAUGAAAGCGCGAGAGAUUCAGACACAAUUCUCUCUGCAACAGAGCUUCGCAAAGUUGGGGUGAAAUUCAAACGUGGAAAUGAAGAUGAUACCAUGCUCAACAUAACUUUCGAAAACGGAGUAAUGAAAAUUCCACCAAUAAUAGUGUUUGAUGAGAAUAGGGAAUCUCUGUUCGGAAACCUCAUUGUUUAUGAACAAUGUCAGCCGCGCCUUGGAUAUCAAAUCACCUCUUAUGUGGUGCUCUUGGAUAACCUUAUCAAAUCAACCAAAGAUGUAGACUUUUUGGUUGAGAAGGGAAUCAUGGCAAAGAUUUGGAGCAGGAAGGAGAUGUUGGGUUUCUUCAAGAGGCUUUACAAUGACACUAGACUUUAUAAAUAUUUCUCUUACGAUGAACUCCAGACCGAAGUGAAUGCAUACUGUGCGGGUGGCUGGCGCAAAUGGAAACAGAUUCUCCGACGUGAUUAUUUAAAGAAUCCUUGCUCAAGCUCGUCUUGAUUCGCUCUCUCGCUCUUCAUUUCUUAAUGUCUUGCACAGUUGGAAAAUAUAUACUCAAUAUGAUGUUAUGUCUUAAUUGCAGUUUUUGUCCCUACUUAUUGUGUUUGCAUCUGUAACCUCAACAAUUUUUCUGUUCAAAAUAGUAUUUUCAAGUUUCUCA
This is a messenger RNA of Prunus persica (peach), 1984 nucleotides long. Its product is annotated as UPF0481 protein At3g47200. The record is from RefSeq and is a predicted model, not a curated record. The transcript is spliced from 2 exons. Lineage: Eukaryota; Viridiplantae; Streptophyta; Magnoliopsida; Rosales; Rosaceae. Bases 538 to 1824 code for a protein of 428 amino acids.